UUAUCACUGUAAAUGCGCUUGUAUGACUGGGUCUUAUAGCUAAAAAGGAAUGUUCUGCCCUGUUGGGCCCGUAUAUGUGACUUUUCCCAGCCUAAUAUUCGAGAGAGCGCUUAUCUGAAGGGGAAUCGUGGACGUAACUCGGCAGAAACCUGCACUGAAAGCGGACUAAUCUGAAGAGCCAGGCUUUUAGUUCAGCGCAGAAAUCCUCUGACUGUCACUCGGUCACCAUCGCAGACAGUCGGGCGAGCCAAGAUGGAGUGCCAAUGGAAGCCAGACGAGCAGGGACUUCAGCAGAUCUUACAGCUUCUGAGAGAGUCUCAGUCUCCUGACACAAGCACGCAGAGAUCCGUCCAACAAAAACUUGAACAGCUCAAUCAGUUUCCAGACUUCAACAAUUACUUGAUAUUUGUGCUCACCAAGCUGAAGUCAGAAGAUGAGCCCACUCGUUCCCUGAGUGGACUGAUCUUGAAGAACAAUGUUAAAGCCCACUACCAGAACUUUCCCAACGGAGUCUCUGACUUCAUCAAACACGAGUGCUUGCAGAACAUCGGAGACUCUUCACCUCUCAUUAGAGCCACAGUGGGUAUUCUCAUCACCACAAUAGCCUCUAAAGGAGAGUUACAGAACUGGCCAGAGCUUCUGCCCAAACUCUGUUUGCUGCUGGAUUCAGAGGACUACAACACAUGUGAAGGGGCCUUUGGAGCUCUGCAGAAGAUCUGCGAGGAUUCGGCUGAGAUUCUGGACAGUGACGUGUUGGACCGACCUCUCAAUGUCAUGAUCCCAAAAUUUCUGCAGUUUUUCAAACACAGCAGCCCCAAGAUCCGAUCUCACGCCAUUGCUUGUGUGAACCAGUUUAUCAUCAGCAGAACACAGGCACUUAUGCUGCACAUAGAUCCUUUCAUUGAAAACUUGUUUGCACUGGCGGGAGAUGAGGAGCCAGAGGUGAGGAAGAAUGUUUGCAGGGCUCUGGUCAUGCUGCUGGAGGUCCGCAUGGACCGUCUCCUUCCCCACAUGCACAACAUUACAGAGUACAUGUUGCAAAGGACGCAGGACCAGGAUGAGAAUGUUGCUUUGGAAGCCUGUGAGUUCUGGCUCACACUUGCAGAACAGCCUGUUUGUAAAGAUGUGCUUUGCGGACACCUGGCUAAGUUGGUACCAGUUUUGGUUAAUGGAAUGAAAUACUCAGAGAUCGACAUAAUUCUGCUGAAGGGUGAUGUUGAGGAGGAUGAAGCAAUCCCAGAUAGUGAGCAAGACAUUCGACCCAGAUUUCAUCGCUCGCGUACUGUUGCUCAGCAACAUGAGGGUGGGGACAGCAUUGAGGAUGAAGAAGACAACGAUGAGGACGAUCUGGAUGAUGAUGACACCAUCUCAGACUGGAACUUACGAAAAUGCUCUGCGGCAGCUUUGGAUGUUCUGGCAAACGUUUUUCGAGAAGAUCUGCUGCUACACAUUCUCCCUUUGCUGAAAGAACUGCUGUUCCACCCAGAAUGGGUCAUCAAAGAGUCAGGCAUACUUGUACUAGGAGCUAUUGCCGAGGGUUGUAUGCAGGGUAUGAUCCCAUACCUGCCUGAAUUGAUUCCUCACUUGGUGCAGUGUUUGUCUGAUAAGAAAGCUCUGGUCCGCUCCAUCACCUGCUGGACCCUGAGCCGCUACGCACACUGGGUGGUGAGCCAGCCUGCCGAUGCCUACCUCAAACCACUCAUGACUGAGCUGCUCAAACGCAUACUGGACAGCAACAAACGUGUCCAAGAGGCAGCAUGCAGUGCCUUUGCUACUCUGGAAGAGGAGGCAUGUACAGAGUUGGUGCCCUAUCUGGCCUACAUUCUGGACACACUGGUCUUUGCCUUCAGUAAAUACCAGCACAAGAACCUGCUUAUCCUUUAUGAUGCCAUUGGCACACUGGCAGAUUCUGUAGGCCUCCAUCUCAACAAACCGGAGUAUAUUCAGAUGUUGAUGCCGCCAUUGAUUCAGAAGUGGAACCAGCUGAAAGAUGAAGAUAAAGACCUUUUUCCUCUCCUGGAGUGCCUGUCAUCUGUGGCUACUGCCCUCCAGAGUGGCUUCCUACCAUACUGUGAGCCUGUCUAUCAGCGCUGUGUUAAUCUGGUCCAGAAAACUCUUGCGCAGGCCAUGCUCCAUCAGACUCAACCUGAAGUCUAUGAAGCUCCUGACAAAGACUUCAUGAUAGUGGCUCUGGAUUUGCUCAGUGGGCUAGCCGAGGGACUUGGAGGCAACAUUGAACAGCUGGUGGCCCGCAGUAACAUCCUCACCCUCAUGUACCAGUGCAUGCAGGAUAAAAUGCCAGAAGUACGACAGAGUUCUUUUGCCCUGUUGGGGGAUCUCACUAAAGCCUGUUUCCAGCAUGUCAAACCAUGUAUUGCGGAUUUCAUGCCUAUUUUAGGCACAAACCUCAAUCCAGAACUGAUAUCCGUGUGCAACAAUGCAACCUGGGCCAUUGGAGAGAUCUCUAUUCAAAUGGGCGCUGAGAUGCAGCCCUAUGUGUCCAUGGUCUUACACCACCUGAUAGAGAUCAUUAACAGACCCAACACACCCAAGACUCUGCUGGAAAAUACAGCAAUAACAAUUGGUCGUCUUGGUUACGUUUGUCCUCAAGAGGUGGCACCCAUGCUACAGCAGUUUAUAAGACCCUGGUGCACCUCACUACGCAAUAUAAGAGACAAUGAGGAAAAAGAUUCUGCCUUCAGGGGAAUCUGCACCAUGAUCACAGUCAACCCUGGAGGUGUGGUGCAGGAUUUUAUCUUUUUCUGUGAUGCCGUUGCAUCAUGGGUAAACCCUAAAGAUGAUCUACGAGACAUGUUCUGUAAGAUCUUACAUGGGUUUAAGAAUCAGGCUGGAGAAGAGAAUUGGAGGCGUUUCUCCGACCAGUUCCCCUUGCCUCUUAAAGAGCGACUUGCAGCCUUCUAUGGAGUCUAACCACUCCCGGAGAAACUGGCCUGCUGUAUAAGGUGACUGUGGGGGGAAAAAAGCACGGGAGCCUCAAAUCCCCAGGGAACAUGUUGCCCUUUAUGGGGGGGGAGGGUGGU
Messenger RNA from Pygocentrus nattereri (red-bellied piranha), 3041 nucleotides. RefSeq names its product transportin 1 (gene tnpo1). Gene Ontology annotation, cellular component: nucleus; cytoplasm. Gene Ontology annotation, molecular function: nuclear import signal receptor activity; small GTPase binding. The transcript is spliced from 24 exons. The coding region runs from base 253 to 2931 and encodes 892 amino acids. The record is from RefSeq and is a predicted model, not a curated record. Gene Ontology annotation, biological process: protein import into nucleus. NCBI's taxonomy places the organism in Eukaryota, Metazoa, Chordata, Actinopteri, Characiformes, Serrasalmidae.